CGUCGAAGAUGGCCUCAUCGUCUAAGCGUGCUGAAAUGGCUUUGGAGAAGAUAUUUGACGAUGAAGACUCCGCGGAUGUGAUGGACAGUGGAGGAGAAAGUGAUCUGGACCGGCAGGUGGAAAAUGAGAGUGGGGAUCAAGAAGUUGGAGAUGACGAGCGGCCUAAGGAGGCUAGCGCUUCCACCAAGGAACCCAUGGCUCCUGUUGCUGGCCCCUCUGCUCCUUCUGCUGCUGCCAGUCCAAUUCCCCCUGUGAGUUCUGCCGCUCCUUUUGAUUUUAAGGAAAUGUUGCUGACAUGUUAAUGAUUUACUUCUGUUAUCAAUUGAUCUUAAGUAACCUUUACCUAUGAGGAAAAGUGACUUUAACCUCAAGUUUUACACAAUGUCUUACUUAUUUUGUCUUUUAAAUUUUAUUUUUAGGAAAGUCCUGGGUUUCAAUAAUGAAAUUUAUUUAUUUUCCUGAGAGGCUUAUUUUAUACACUUUAAAAUGAGAUAUUGUAGGUGUUUUUCCUGUAAAUAUUUGUUGAGAUAUGAAUUAAAAACUGAA
This is a messenger RNA of Pocillopora verrucosa, 546 nucleotides long. The record is from RefSeq and is a predicted model, not a curated record. NCBI's taxonomy places the organism in Eukaryota, Metazoa, Cnidaria, Anthozoa, Scleractinia, Pocilloporidae.